Molecule: messenger RNA, 6709 nt
Organism: Rattus norvegicus (Norway rat)
Lineage: Eukaryota; Metazoa; Chordata; Mammalia; Rodentia; Muridae
Source: RefSeq, a predicted model, not a curated record
GCCGGCGGCCCCCGGUUCCCCCGCACGACCGCGACCUGGCCCCAUCCCCCGCACCUCGCGCGGUCCCUGCCGGUUCCGCCGCAGAGCGGCCGGCGCCCCGCACCCCGAGCCGGCCGCUGCAGCCGCAGUCCAGCACCACUGCCCCGACCUGGCUGCCCGCGCAGUCCGCUGUGGCGAGGAAGGGGCCGCGUCGGGGGCGGGGCUCAGGGGGUCCUGGGCAGGGGGAGGGGCCCUGGGCGGAGCCUCGCAGACCCCGGGCUUAGCAGCGAAGGGCUAGGCCGGCCGCCGGGUGAGGAUGGUGGGCGGCAUCCCACCUUGAAGGCUAGGAGGGAGAACUGGAAGUGCUCCGAGGCAAGAAGAAUGCGUUGUGGGGAAGCGAUGGUGUCACCCUAGCUGGGAUUAUAGGAAGAUCAGACGGGUACAGAAGCCAUAGCCCCUGGGGUCACCGGGAGUGUGUGUGUAAGGGGGCUGCUGCUCACCUCUCUCAAUGCCUGAUGGUCCCCCUAGGGGGCACUAAGCUUAAGGAUUUCUGAAUCAGUACUAUGCAUGUACCUUGCGAGGGUCCUACUUGAGUCUUUUGAAAACGGGAGACAAAGAAACUAAGGGAAGUACCAGAAGCCCUCCGUCCCAACCUCCCAUCCACAUUGGUGCACUCCAUGCAUAUUACACGGGGGCUGGAGAGUGGGGAUGGACUUGCCGGUAGCCCCUUUCGGUUGUGCUCACACUGGGACAAGCACAUGACCAGGCGGGCACACAGGUGCACCUGUGCACCCGGCUUCCAAAGGCACAGCUCCCAGAAGGCAAGGGUACCCUCCCUACCCUGUAGGUACUCUCUGUAUUGUUUCCUGUUCUUCCUACCUAUGCACAGAAAUCUAGGACCUCUGCUGUUAACUGUACACUUGGUUUCCACUGCUUUAUCCCUUUCUGGUGGUCCCUAGGUCAGGAUGAAGAAUUAAAGGGGCCAGUCAGCACUGCAGCAGAAGGUUGUGUGUGUGUGUGUGUGUGUGUGCACAUGUGUGUGCACAUGUGUGUGCAACAAUGCAGAAAGUGUGGGAAGACAGGCUAUUUGAACAAUCGAACUCAACCCUCAUUGAUUAUGUGCCUGCUGGGUGUCACUUAGGAGGCAAAGAGAACGAGACGCUGGCCCUGCCCUCAGGAGCGCUCCAUCUGGUGGAGAACUAGACAUGUAAACAACUCAGAAGGUGCCAAGUGCUUUUAACAGACCGGCCCUGGAGAGUAUCAAACAUUAGUGACAAACGCCAGGGCUUCCAAUAUCUUCCUUUCCUGUAGUCCACCCCUCCCCCAUCUUCUCUCCUCACCCACAGACCUCUGUCCCUUUGGACUGUUUUGUGGGAAGGUGCGAAGGUGCCCCAGCCCCUCUUCCCCACCCUAGAACAGAGAGGAAGAAUGUGUUUACUGGGAAGAGGGGGUGUGAAUAGUAGGAAGACUCACAGAAGGAUACAGGGGAGGUGAAUGGGAUAAGGUUAAACCUCUACUCCAGAGAAAGUGUUAGAUUGUCUGUAACGGAGAGGUGAGCCAAAGAGAAUGGUUUCUCUAGAACCCAGGGCUGACAGUAUCUCCAAGAGGUCAGGGCCCCACCUAGUAAGUGGGGAGAUAUGUCAGUGGGUCCCUCCCUGCUCUCUUGGGACCCCCUGGAAAAGGUCUGGGCUGAGGACCUACCUUCGCUAAUGCCUGUUUGUCUAUUCCUUUUUUCCCCAUCCACCCCUUCUCUCGUUUCAUCGCCAUCUUUGUGUCUGUCUUUGGACUCUUUCUGGAUAUCAUCCUAUCCAUCUGGUCCUCCACUUCUGAUCUCUCUCUCUCUCUCUCUCUCUCUCUCUCUCUCUCUCUCUCUGCCUCUUGUGGUCUCUCUCUCUCUCUCUCUCUCUCUCUCUCUCUCUCUUUGUGUGUACUCUUUUAUGUUGGCAUUCUGGUCACCUUUUGUCAUGGUUCUGUCUGGGACACUUCUGUGUUUAUCUCUGGUCACUGGCUCCCAUCUCUGUCUUCUUCCUGCUACAUUCCUGUCUACGACCCUGGCACUGGCCUACUGUCUCUCAAUCCCUGUGUUCAUCAUUGCCUCUGUGCCGGGUCCUGUCUCCUCGUCUGAGCAGCAGCGUCCCAUCCAGCCCUCUUUCACCAAAUCUCUCUGCCGUGAGUCUCACUGGAAGUGCCUCCUGCUCUCACUGCUCAUGUAUGGCUGCCUGGGGGCAGUGGCUUGGUGCCACGUCACCACAGUGACCCGCCUCACGUUCAGCAGCGCCUACCAGGGCAACAGCCUCAUGUAUCAUGAUAGCCCUUGCUCCAAUGGCUAUGUCUACAUCCCCCUGGCCUUCCUGCUCAUGCUGUACGCCGUCUACCUGGUGGAGUGUUGGCACUGCCAAGCCCGCCACGAGCUGCAGCACCGAGUGGAUGUGAACAGUGUUCAGGAGCGUGUGGGACGAAUGCAGCAGGCCACCCCCUGCAUCUGGUGGAAGGCCAUCAGCUAUCACUAUGUCCGACGAACUCGACAGGUCACCCGAUACCGCAAUGGAGAUGCCUACACGACCACCCAGGUCUACCACGAGCGGGUCAACACACACGUGGCGGAAGCGGAGUUCGACUACGCGCGCUGUGGGGUCCGGGAUGUGUCCAAGGCGCUGGUGGGGCUGGAGGGCGCGCCGGCCACGCGGUUGCGCUUCACCAAGUGCUUCAGUUUCGCCAGUGUGGAGGCUGAGAACGCGUACCUGUGCCAGCGCGCGCGCUUCUUCGCCGAGAACGAGGGCUUGGAUGACUACAUGGAGGCUCGAGAGGGCAUGCAUCUCAAGAACGUGGACUUUCGCGAGUUCAUGGUGGCCUUCCCCGACCCGGCUCGGCCACCUUGGUAUGCCUGCUCGUCGGCCUUCUGGGCGGCAGCCCUGCUCACGCUAUCGUGGCCGCUGCGCGUGCUGGCGGAGUAUCGCACAGCAUAUGCGCACUACCACGUGGAGAAGCUCUUCGGUCUGGAGGGACCGGGCUCGGCCAGCAGCGCAGGUGGCGGCCUGAGUCCCAGCGACGAGCUGCUGCCCCCGCUCACGCAUCGCCUGCCGCGGGUCAACACGGUGGACAGCACCGAACUCGAGUGGCACAUCCGUUCCAAUCAGCAGCUGGUACCCAGCUACUCGGAGGUGUUGCUCAUGGACCUAGUCGAGCUGGGCUCGCGCUGCGGCGGGCCAGGGGGUGGCUUCGUGCCCAGGUGUCGCUACGGAGGGGUUGGUGGCCCGGGCGCGGCGGGCGUGACCCCGCACUGGCGGAGCUGCGAGCACUGUCAGCGAGCGGUCAGCAGCUCGUCCAUCUUCUCGCGCAGCGCGCUGAGUAUCUGCGCCAGCCCGCGGGCCGCCCAGGGCCCCGGAGCGAGUGCCGGGUGCGGGGGCAGCCGCUUCUCACUCAGCCGCCUCUAUGGUUCUCGGCGCAGCUGCUUGUGGCGCAGCCGGAGCGGGAGUGUCAACGAGGCGAGCUGCCCCACGGAGCAGACCCGUCUGUCGAGCCAGGCCAGCAUGCGGGACAACGAGGACGACGACGACGAGGAGGAGGCUGGGCCACCACCGCCCUACCACGACGCCCUAUGUUUCCCUGUCCUCAUUGUCCAUCGGCAGGAGGGGUGUCUGGGCCACAGCCACCGGUCACUGCACCGCCAUGGCUCCUGCGUGGAGACCUCACUGUGACCUCCCGCCUUUGGAGGGAGCCUGUGCCGUUCUCCCUCCUGCCUCUCCUUGUGUUGUGCUCUCUGUGUGUAGCAGAGGAAGGCAGGAUGGUAGUUAAGGCCAGGCAGGGGGUAUGAGAGAAGGCGGGAGGUGAGGGGGCACACUCAGACGAGACCUCAGUGAUCUGAGACUGCUUCCCUGUACACAGACGGAGGAUGGGAGAUUGGCAGCUCUCUAAGAAUCCCAUCCACUGGGGCAGAGGUGGUUCUCUUCCAGGCCCCACCCAGUUCCUGCGGGGACACCUCCUUUUCCAUUCACACUCGAGAUUUCCCUCCCAGGCUUUCAUCGAGUCUUGACUGUUAGUAUGUUGUGGGACCCGUUUCUGGCUUCCCCACCAAGGGAACCAUCAUGGUGAGCAGCAGGAAAAGCAUUUGGGGCUCUUUUUUUUUUUUUUUUUUUUUUGCCCAGGCCCCCCGUGGAGAGGGGCGGUGGUUUGGUGGAGAGCAGCAGAGCUGGCUUCCAACCAGCUUCUGUGUUCACAGGGUCUGAGGGUGGGGCCGGGGGGUGGCCCUCCCAGUAUUGCUCUCCACACCUUAAAAGAGUUCUGGCGGCGUCUAGGCGCUGCGGCUAAGAAAGCUCUGUUGUUUGUUUCAUUGAGCCCCAGAGCUCCAGUCCUGGAGGGACUUUUCAUCACAUCAAUGACGUCACUCACCUCGGGGCUUACUGGCUCUAAAGAGCUGUUGUCAGGGUACAGGGCAAGGGAAGGAAAGCUGGGAGGACACUGCAGGCUCUUUCUGGAAAAGACUCAGCCUCCCAUCCAUCAGCUGCUUCCUCCCCUGGGUUCUGGGUAGAAGCUUCCAUGAAGGAGGCUAAGGUGCCAUCCUGGAGGCCCUCAUUAAAGUCAGCCAGGGUGAGUGACCCAGUGGACAGAGCUUGAGGCACAUCUUGUUGAGAGACCUCAGGAGCAGAGUUAGUAAUGGUGGGUAGACUGAAACUAGCCCUGAAGGUGUGGUGACAGGGCGUGCUGUAGCUUUUUCUCGUGCAGACGCUUAAGAAGAAAGGUGCCCCUCACGCGCGCCUCCGUAGAGCUGAGUCCUUCACAAGCCCUAGCUAGAGAGAUAAUCAUUUCCAGUGGCAGGAGUUCCGUUUUUGCCAGACCCUCCACUUCUUCCUAUCCCAUGAGUUGAAGCUCUAGGUCUUCAGAGGGGCGCCAUGCCACAGCCCCAGGGCACCAGCCCUUUGUCCUGUCCCUUCGAAGCUUUGACACCAACUUUGCUCUCCCAUUCCCUAUACUCCCUUGCCUCCUCCAUUCCGGUGUGCUUCCUUGUGCAUGUCUGUGUUUGGCCCCUCGCUCUCCCAGCUGCCCUGGCUGACAUUUUCCCAGCAGAUUUAGUACCCAGGGAUUGGGCUCACAUCCAUCCAAUCUUGUUCCCUCUGCUUCUUGCUUUGCCUUCCUCAUCAGAUCUCCACCUUUUUGGCUUCCCCUCUUCCUCCUGGCUGUGCCAGUCCUAUGCCAACCAAUGGAAGUGGCCCCUACCUAUGCACAAUCUCCUCUGGCUCCCCUUCCCUUUUUCUCUGGGGGAUGUGGGAAGCCCUGUUGUGGGGAUGCCAUGGUCUAGGGCUCAAAUGGGGGUUGAGCUUUCUGGUUAUACAGAGAUGUUUGGGUGAGGAGGGAGGGGUGUCAGAGAAGGAUAGGUUCGAGCAGAAGGGAUCAGCACAGCUGCCCACUGGGUUUCCUGGGCAACAGUGUCCACUGGCCUGCUAGCACUGAACCUUCCAGGACCCUGAGAUUGAGCUCCGUGUGUGUGCGUGUGUAAGUGUGCAUGUGUGAGUGUGUGUGGUGUGAGUGUGUGUGUGAGUGUGAGUACUAUGUGUGUGUAUGUGUGAGUGAGUGAGUGUGUGUGUGUUUGUGCGUGUUUGUGUGUGUGCGUGUGUGAAUGUGUGUGUGUGGUGUGUGUGAGUGUGUGUGUGUAAGUGUGUAGUGUGUGUGAGUGUGUGAGUGUACUAUGUGUGUGUAUGUGUGUGUGUGUGAGUGUGUGUACUAUUGGAGCACAGGUGGUGAGUGAGCUGUGGCCUCAGGCCUCAGUUCUUGGCCAGCUGGCGACUGAAUGUUUUGUUCUCAUUUAGGGGCAGCUUGGCCAUCUCACAGCUCCAAGGAGGGAAGGACUUGGCUCCUCCAUUCUGGGUCCAGAAACCGAGCUUGACCUUGGGAGAGGAGGAGGGAAGCCCUGUUAUUAUUUUUGCCUGACCAUUUCUGCCUAGGUCUCCUCACACAGACAGCCUCACCUCCCACACAUACACACACAUGCACAGACUUAGAGAGAAAGCAAUUCUUUGGUCUCUUUUCUUGGUAGCUUUAUUGAUUGCCAGGGAAAAUGAAAACCAGAAAAUUAAUUAAUCUCUAAAAUUAAACUUUACACUGAAUGUUCUUGUUUCUCUAAUUAGAACCUCUGCUAGCAGCUGUGGCUACACACACACACACACACACACACACACACACACACACAAAUAUAUAGACACACACACCCUCACACCUACAUGUUUGCACUCUGGAACUGUCAGAGGGUGUCAGGCACAGAGGAUUCUAGGUUGCCCGGACAGGCACACACAUAGUCACUCCCAAGCCCUCUCUGGUGCUCUGCUCAGCUCCUGCUUGUUGCAAAGAGUCCCUGGAGUGCAGGCCCUCCUGGAUUGUAGCUGCAGUCACCCAUCUUUGAGGUAGAAGAUGGGCUCUGGGCCACUCAGCUCAAGGAGAGUUGGGAGAUAAGAGUUUGAGUUAGUCAGUCAGAUCCUCUCGUGAAUCCAUAGUCCGUAAUUCCUAUGGGUGUAGCCCCAGGGUGGGCAGUCAUGGUGUGGAAGGGACUCAAGGAGAGGGUACCUGGAAGACUGUAUGUCCUGAGGAGAAGGGCUUGUGGGGUGGGCUAGGCCUGGCUGGGGAGGAGACAGGUCUCUGUCAAAUUGGGUGCAUCACACUGUGGCCUUUUUGUCAUGGAAUUCCAAGCGCAAAGAUUGUACAAAUCACACUGAUGGAUAAUAAAAGUGUGGAUGACUCA